Molecule: messenger RNA, 2039 nt
Organism: Branchiostoma belcheri (Belcher's lancelet)
Lineage: Eukaryota; Metazoa; Chordata; Leptocardii; Amphioxiformes; Branchiostomatidae
Product: cytochrome P450 2U1-like
Exons: 4
Coding region: 199-1692 (497 amino acids)
Biological process (GO): xenobiotic metabolic process
Cellular component (GO): intracellular membrane-bounded organelle; cytoplasm
Molecular function (GO): oxidoreductase activity, acting on paired donors, with incorporation or reduction of molecular oxygen, reduced flavin or flavoprotein as one donor, and incorporation of one atom of oxygen; iron ion binding; heme binding
Source: RefSeq, a predicted model, not a curated record
GACCUUUGGCACGUGCAAUUCGCGCAAACACAGCGAGCGAUACGUGUGAGUCUGGUAGCUAGUAGGCCUUGUUGAUUUGAAGGUUUAGAAAAUGACUAAACACACAGAUUUCGCUAACUAACAGUUUUCGCGCAAGUUGCAGGUGUCAAAGGUCACGUCAUCCGAGUGGGCGUUGACCUCUUGCACGACAUCUUCAAUAUGGCGGCGGGUUUGUUUUCCUUCGUGACGAUGGAUCUGCAAACAGUCUUAGUUCUCGUCCUGUUGUUUCUGGCGGGCGUCUUGCUGGUCUAUCGGAGGGGACGUCGGCUGAACCUCCCCCCGGGACCCCGGGGGCUUCCUGUCGUGGGGAACCUUCUCAGUUUGCGUCCCAGCAAACUGCUGUCCAACAUGGCGGCCUGGCGUCAGCAGUACGGGGAUGUGUACUGUGUGAGGUUCAUGAAUAGGGUCAUUGUUGUGCUGUGCGGACAUAAGGCCAUCCACGACGCUCUGGUGAAGCAGCCGGAGAUAUUCUCAGACCGACCGAACGCGAGGCUCUUAAGACGAGACCCUGGUUUGGUGAUGGCUCCUUACGGAGAACGUUGGGCAGAACGACGCCGGUUCGCCCUGUCUGCCCUCCGACAGUUCGGCAUGGGAAGGCGCAGCGCCGAGGGAAGGAUUCUGGAAGAGACGGCAGCUCUGUGCGACGCUAUACGGUCCCUGGAAGGAGCGCCAGCUAACAUAUCCCACCUCCUAUGUAACGCUGUCUGUAACAUCAUCUGUUCUAUGUCGUUUGGAAAACGGUUCCAGUAUGACGACGAAGAGUUUAAGCGUUUGGCGCAUGCGUUUUCAUACCUCGUUGGCGUGCGUAACAGAAUCACGGGCAUGCUGCUUCAGUUCGUGAUGCCGGUUCUGAGGAAGUUCCCCAUGACGCGCGACUGGCGCGGGUACGGCAUACGAAUGAACGACUACGUCAUAGAGUUCAUCAUGAAACGCGCGGAGGAACACAAGGCGAGUUUCGACAGGUCGGACAUCAGAGACAUCAUCGACGUCUACUUGAGCGAAGACGCCGGCAGCGGUGUCAACGAAGAGGCACUCGGCACGGUCAUCCGAGAUCUCUUCAUUGCCGGUUCUGAAACAACGGCGACGACGUUAAAGUGGGGGCUGCUCUACACUUCCCUGAACCCAGACGUGCAGACCAAAGUGCAAGAAGAGAUCGACCGGGAGUUCCCGUCUGGAGGAGUCCCGCCAUGGUCAGAGCGCGGACGGCUGCCCUACACCGAGGCAACCAUCAUGGAAAUCCAGCGGAUCCGUGCGAUCGUGCCUCUGAGCGUUUUCCACGGCACCAGUGCUGACACCACCCUGUACGGAUACGACAUCCCAACCGGUACGUACAUCAUCCCGAGUCUCUGGUCCGCCAUGAUGGAUCCAGAGGUCACGCCGGAACCGGAGAAGUUCCGACCUGAAAGGUUCCUGGAUGAAGAAGGGAAGGUGGUCAAACCGGAAUGGUUUUUACCUUUUUCCGCAGGUCGGAGACGGUGUUUGGGAGAGCAGCUUGCCAAGAUGGAACUGUUUCUCUUCUACACCAGCCUGCUGCAGCAGUUCACCUUCAAACUGCCAGACGGCGCACCUACACCACCCAUGGACGGCGCUCUUGGAUUUGUAUUGUGCCCUGCACAGUAUGACAUCUGCGCCGUUCCCAGACACAUUUCAUAAAGCAGAGAAAUAUACAGGAAAAAGAAAUGAUAGCUGGUAUCAUGAUAAUUUUCCAAAACGUUAACCUUGGUUAACAUUGAUGUGAAGUACUAUGUACUAUUAUGAAAUGCAGUAUUGUUAACUGAGCAUUAUAAUUGAUAAGGUAUACCCGGAUUUACAUUUUCUUUACUCUAAUACAACAUAAAGGUGUAGUAGCUAUGGGCUCCUUUUAAUUUUCUACAUUACGCAAAUAUCGUUCAAAUGUAAACUAGUGUGGCAAACUGGUUGUGAUAGAUUAUACCAUGUAUGUGUACAUUAUUACCUUCACCAAGGUUAUGUUUUCAGAGGCGUUCGUGUGUCUUUGUGAA